AGAGUAAGAAGUUUUAGUAAUUUAGUUUCCGGUCAGGGAGUCAUUCUCCCCUGCAAAAGCAAAACAAACUAUGCAGGUGUUAACAUUAUGCAAGUUGGUGCGGGUAUAUAAAGAGAGGAAAUAAAAGAGAAUUUCCAUUUUCGGUGAGAAUUUCAGAGAGCGUGGUACAAGAAAAUACAGCGCUGCUCUGCCAGAUCAAUAUUAUACUGUGACCGUCCCUCCUCUAUCCACAAAAUCAGUUUCAGCUUCAGUUGAGGUAGAAAACAGUCGCGCUCUAUUGCUGUGUUUCCGAGAGCGACGUGGUCGCAAUUUGCAAUUUCUAUAAUCGAGGAUGAUUGUGGUUACCUAAAAAAAAUUAUCGACAAUUUUUUUUUGUCAGAGAAAUGGUGACCCGGUUUAUUUUCAUCGUCUUUCUUCAAGCCAUUUGCUUUACCAUAUGUUCAACGUCCAAUGUAAAAAUCAACUUCAGAGAAAAGGAAAAAGAGGUACUGGAUCAGAUCCUAGGUCCAGGACGGUAUGACGCCAGAAUUCGACCUUCCGGCGUAAACGGGACAGAUGGCCCGGCUAUCGUUCGUGUCAACAUAUUUGUCAGAAGUAUCUCAAAGAUAGAUGACGUAACUAUGGAAUACUCAGUACAACUCACAUUUCGGGAGCAAUGGUUGGACGAAAGGCUGAAAUUCAACGAUUUCCAUGGAAGAUUGAAAUAUUUGACACUUACAGAGGCCAACCGAGUGUGGAUGCCAGAUCUAUUUUUCUCCAAUGAAAAGGAUGGACAUACGCACAACAUUAUUAUGCCAAAUGUUUAUAUCAGAAUAUUUCCUUAUGGAUCCGUGUUGUACAGCAUCAGAAUAUCCCUAACACUCUCAUGCCCAAUGAAUCUCAAACUCUAUCCAUUGGACAGGCAAAUUUGCUCACUUCGAAUGGCUAGUUAUGGUUGGACGACAGACGAUUUAGUUUUUCUAUGGAAAGAAGGUGAUCCUGUUCAAGUUGUGAAAAACUUACACCUACCGCGGUUUACUUUGGAAAAAUUCUUGACAGAUUACUGCAACAGUAAGACCAAUACAGGUGAAUACAGUUGCUUGAAGGUCGAUUUGCUAUUCAAGCGAGAAUUCAGUUACUACCUGAUCCAGAUCUACAUACCUUGCUGCAUGUUGGUAAUUGUAUCCUGGGUGUCUUUCUGGUUAGACCAGGGAGCGGUUCCGGCAAGAGUAUCGUUAGGAGUAACAACAUUGCUGACUAUGGCUACCCAAACAUCAGGCAUCAACGCAUCGUUACCACCCGUGUCUUACACUAAAGCUAUUGAUGUUUGGACCGGUGUAUGUUUAACAUUUGUUUUCGGGGCUCUAUUGGAAUUCGCGUUAGUAAAUUACGCUUCACGUUCUGAUAUGCAUCGCGAAAAUAUGAAGAAACAGCGCAGGCAACAGGUCGAAUUAGAAAACGCACAAUCUUUAGACGGUGCUUCUGAUAUGAUCGAUACUGAUAGUAACGCUACUUUCGCAAUGGUAAGAAACCGAUCGAUUCAAAAUCACAUUGAUGCUAACAAUCCUUCUCCUUUGCUUCAGAAACCUUUAGUACGCAAUCAGGGUGACUCUAUGAGAAUCGAGAAAGCUCAUUGUGAGGUUCAUAUGCAACCAAGACCAAACUGUUGCCGGUCUUGGUUGUCUAAGUUCCCUACAAGGUCUAAACGUAUUGAUGUCAUAUCCAGAAUAACAUUUCCUUUGGUAUUUGCGCUAUUCAACGUUAUAUAUUGGUCCACUUACCUUUUCAGAGAAGAAGCUGAGGAAUCUUAAAUUCGCCCAAAAAAAAUACCUAGAUACUCUUUGAUUUUCUCAGGCCUAUUUGAUCGUCCCGAUGUGAUGUCAAAAUUUAUGGUUUCUUUCAAAAUUUGCACAGUUUUCUGAGUUGUUAACCAACAGGGUUAUUGUACAAUGUGAGUUGCUAGUUUGAAACAGUGAGUUUUCAAGGAAUUACAGUGAGGUUAUUUAAUCCUGCUCAAAUUUUUCAAAUCACACAAAAUGCAAUAAUUUUUAUAUAUUUUAUGAAAAAUUGAAUUUAUUUGUAUAUUUGAUUGUCCAUUGUACAGGAAUAUCCAUUUAUACGAAUCUAACUAAAUAUUGCAGGUUUCAUAAAGCAACUAAUUAUGCUCUUAUACUUUGAUUUCUACUUUUUUUUUAUUGGGAAUUUUUCGGAUACUUUCAUGUCGCUGAAGUUCGCAUUCCCUGGUGCACACCUGUUUUACUUUACAAUUAUGCCAAGUGGUCUAAUUUUUAGUUCCAAUCUACUUUCAGAAAUUUCUUGCGAAUUUAAAUGAAGUUAUUUUAUCGUACAAUCAAUCCUUUUUUCCCUAUAUACUUCCCUAUACUAGAUACCUUAACAUUACUUAUACCUUUGUGAAUAAUUUAAGAAGUAUAUCAAUCUACUCACUUAAUAUGUCAUAAUCCUCGCAUUUUAAUUAUUUGUUAUUGGAUAAGAUUUAAGUUUUUUGAUAUCUCUAUCAAUUAUAGGUGCCAAGUUAGGUUUUAUUUACCGGGUGACGUGAAGACACAUUAUAUUAUUGUACAACGCACUUAUGCGUUCAGCCUUGGUAUAUUUCGGCUACGUGAUUUAGUAGAUUUUAGAAAGACAAUGACUGACUACGUUUAUUUCACAACUGUUGAAUGGAUUGAGAUUAGUGUUAAUCCUUCCUUAAGCCUUGUCGUUUGUGUCUAACUUCAUUAAAGGCAACAAUGAUGAAAAAUAGUUUCAAUUAACAAUUAAAAGGUAAACAUUUUCUUUUUUUUCUCUUACCGGUUUUUCAUCAAGAAUAUCCAAAUAACAUCAAUUCUAAAAAAAGUUACAAGUGAAAUGUGAUUUUCUCUUGAAGUUAGCAAAAAAUAGAUGCUGGCUGUGCGUACGUUUUGGUUGUAGCGUGGUAUGAUUUGUCUACAGGCGUGGAGCUCAAUCACAAAACAAAACAUACCACGGUGCAGCGCGACGGUUUUGAAACAACACGUUGUACAAUGGUAUGUUCUGUCUUUACGCUACCGGGUGACCACGAGAUUAAUUACCAAGCUCUAUCUUAGGCAUGGGAAUCGAUAAUACCGGGUGUAUAUUAUUGAUAUCGGUGCAGAUUUUAAGCACAAAAAAAAUGACUAGCGCUUCCGGUUUGUCCGGAAGUGCCAUUAACUUCUUCAAUUGAAAGGGAUUAGGUAGCUUCCUGCCUUAUUAUUGAAUUUCUAGGAGAAAUUCCAAGCAUGGGUACCUACUUCAUGUAUAUUAUCAUGGAGGAAAUGGAUACCUAGCUCGUAACAGUUUUCGAGAAAAUCGAGAUGAAAAAUGUCAAAAAAUACCUAACUUUUAUUUUAGUGUUGACAGGAAAUGAUUCAAGGUAGGUUUAAACUAACACGAUAUUUUGCACCUCAUUUAGAAGUCCUACCACUAAAACUCCAAUUCCGGUUCAAUCGGAAGUUUUCGGUCGAUCUAUUUUUAGGUUAUGUUACUGAAAUAAUUUUAAUGGUUUGUACUUUACUGGGUGUUUUUCAAAACCCGCUCACUUCCGGUUUGACCGAAAGUGACCCUCAUUUUCUUAUUUUUAAUAAGACACCAAGUAUAUUUUUUCUUAUUUCAAUGGAAAACUAUGCUGACUUCAUUUGUCACUUUUCGACAUUUUAUCUCUAAAUUAUUUGAAUUUCUACUCUUUAAUCUAGAGCACCAUGAAUAAGAUAAAAUGCUCAAUUUUACUCCAAGGAACCUGGAAAAAUUUGUUUUGAUGUUAUUUUGCAUUUUCUAACGAACAAUUUUUUACCACACAAUAUUUAGAAUGCUAGAAAAUUCCUUAAUUUGAGUAUUAUGAAAUGGCGAUUAUUUGGUAGUUACUAAAUUGUUCGAGUCAUAUGCCAAUGAGCCACAACCUUUCCAUUUGGAAAAAUGGAUAUAGGUAAUUCCAAAAAUGCGCUUCUACUACUCUUAAAUGAGUCCGUAGAGGAUAUAAAAUAAAAAAUAAGAUCAAAAUAAAUUUUCGCAGGUUUCUUGUAGCAAAAUUACGCAUUUUAAGCAUUUUAUGGUGCUCUAAAUUAUAACGUAAAAAUUUAAAUAAUACUGAGAUAAAAUGUCAAAAUAUAACAAAUAAGAUGUCAUUGAACUCCUAAUGUAGCGAAAGAAAAAUUUAACUAUAGACAUAAAAUGUCAAAACGUGACAAAUGUAGUUUUCUAUUGAAAUAAGGGAAAAUAUACCUGGCGUCUUACUUGAAAUAAGACAGAGGGGGUCACUUCCAGUCAAACCGGAAAUGAAAAUAAAUAAUUGAAUACGUCAAAUCAUGGCCAUUCGGGCCAUAGAUAAAUACACCAAAUUCCAUUUAAUUAUUUGUGAAAAAAAAAGUUAAAAGGAUGAGCGGGUUUUGGAAAACACCUGGUAUAUUAGAAACUGAAAAUUCGUAUUACACGAACAAUUUUUAAUAGUUUUUAUUCACAUUUUCUUAUGCCUAAAGUAUAAUAUUUUUGAUAUUGAUAUACUAAGUGUCUAAUAGUUAAGCCUAGAGCAAAUUUUGGUUAUUUUGAAGACAUCAAAUAUCUCAAAAAUAGUAAAAUUUAGGCAUAGAAAAAAGUGAACACAAAAAGAGAUAUUAAAUUGUUUGUACAGUACGAAAAUUCAGUUAUUGGUACAGGGUAACAUUAAAAUUAUUGCAGUAACAUAUCCUCAAGACCCAAAAACUUUCGAUUGAUACGGAAGUGAUAUUUUAGUGGAAUAUGACUCUUUAGUGCUUCAAAAAAAAGUUAAAAGCAUCUUAUUCGUUUUUAAAGCUGCCUUCAAUUAUUUUCUGUACAAACUAAAAUAAAAAUAAUUUUUGAUUUUUUUUUUCGCGAUUUUGACUGUUAAUGUUUGGUAUACAUAAAAAUGCUUAGAAUUUCUCGUAGCAUCGAAAAAUGUAUUGAUAUAGCGGUUAAUCCAUUCGAAAUAAAGAAGUUAAUAGAGAGUUUUCGUUGUAUUGGCAAAUUCGAACGGUUAACCAUACCGAAUACGAAUACGAAGCCGCUAUUUGACAGAUCGUAAAAAUAGUUUUCGUUUGAUCCGGUUAACGUUAACGUUAAGUCAAACAUAACCUAUCUUCAAUGGUUUGUUUUCAUAUACUUUUUGUGCUAUCUGCACUUUGUUUUAAUUUCCUAGUACCUAAAAUUCAAUAAUUUUCCCUGUGAGUUUUACAAAAUUGGAUAAGUACUACAAAAACAUAUUUAAAUGCAUCACGAUAUGGGUUGCUGGCCAAUAUUUCUUCUAAUAAAAUAAUAUCGUCCUCAUCCGUGAAACGAUUUCUCGAUCUCUUGGGGUAAUUUAGUGUUGAAUCCAUUUCGAAAACCAAAAACAUUAAACAACAAAAACAAACACAACGAAAAAAUAGGAAAUACGGUAUGCGUUCCGUUUUCGGUAUGGCUUUGUCUUCCGUCCGUAAGCUCCCGGCACUUAUCGGUAACGAUAACGAUAAAUGACAGAUCAAAUGUCAUAGUUGUCAAAUAGCUGCUAUCGGAAUCGCUUCUAAAAGACAACGAAAACUCGCUAAUGGCACUUGCGGUACCAGAAGCGGUAGAACGGCGGAAGCCUAAUUGCUACUAAAUUCUGCAUUGAUCAGCAAAAUAUAUCCCCAAAAUUUAAAAUCGAUAUCGAUUUUCAUGCUUAAGCUAGGUCUUGGUAAGUAAUCUCAUGGUUACCCGCAUUAUCUUAUCUAUGUAAGUAUAGAAUGUCUAUUAUGCAAGUAUUUAUUUUGUAAAUAAUUAAGCUAAGUAUUCUCGUCAGGGCACUGGAAGAGCGUGGGGAAUGAAUAAUCACAAAAUUAGAAAUUAUUGAACCUCGAGUUGAAUAGAUAUAACAUAAUUUAGUGCCCCUUUCAUAACAAGUCGUGUAAAUAUGUGACUUCAUGAAUAUGUUAUUUCAACUUCCCAACUAAUUUCAAUUGUCGCAUGUUAAUUGAAGUAUGGAAGUGAUGGAGACUCGAGAGUAGUAGAUAAUAAACAUAUGACAUAGAAAAAUAAUCAAAAUAGCAGAAUAUUUCUGGAAACUGAUUUUAUUUAUCAGUGGGUUUUCGUUCAUUUUCAAAUAAUGUGGACUCGGGAACGCAUAUUAAUUGCAGAUGAUAUACCAAGAUGAUAAUGAAUAUUACAUCAAAUAUCCAUACUAUAGCAGGGUGAGAACGUGCUGUAAACCCUCAUAAAAUUUUUCAUAGUGUUUGCCUUUACCUAAUUUUGAUAAUCCUGUUAAUUGUUAUUUUAAAAUUAGGUGAAUUUUUAGUUACUACUAUUUAUAAUAGAUAAGGUUACCAUUGCCCCACCUUCUUCAAUUGACCCAAAUUGUGAAGCGCAAAAUGAAAAUUAGUUAUCAAAAAAUUCGUAGCAUAUUCAAUUCUGCAGUUGCAGGAAUACACCAGAUCGCUCAAAAUUAAAAAAAAAAAUGUUGUAUACUAUACCUACCCGGAAAAAAUUUUGGGAUAGGAUAAAAAAUGGUUGUAAAACAACUUUUACUUUUGUAUAGAGUUUAUUUAUCCAAAAAUGUUAUAAGCAAAUAUGGAAAACGUUCAAUACAGAUUUGACUGAUUUAAUUUCUUAACAAUUCAUAAAAAUAUAUAAAAUUAAAUUUUCCUGGGGAUAUUUCUAUUUUAUUCUAUUGAAAUUUCAAUUAUUGUGUAUCACUUUUAUGUGUUAAAUAAUAUAUCCCCACCGAAUUUUUGAAAGACAUCAAAAGUAAGAAUUUUAGACUGUUUGCUUUAUAAGUAAAUAGAUAUGUUUUAAAUUUUUUUGUUAAAAGAAAAAAAUAGUUUAUUGAAAAUUUUAUUGAGCUUUGAAAUAAACCAUUAGUUUAUAGACUAAAGCAUUUCGAAAUGUGAUAUAUUUAGAGUGGUUAACAAGAAAUAUUUAGUAUGCAACUUUUCGAAAAUCCGACUUGCUUCAAACACGCACUAUUCCAAUGCGCAUCAAACAAAAUAAGGAAACUACCUAUUUUAAGAGAUGUUUCAUACAUUUACUUACAUGUCUUUACUUAGGUGUGGUAAUUUAUUUUAUACAUUCGAAUAUUAAACUCUUUUUCUGAAUUCUAAUUCAAGCAUAUUGAAACUAAAACAAAAAUAGUUGAAGUGCUUGGGUUAGUUGAACGGAAAAUGACCAAACUAUCACAUAAACUUCCUAAUUGAACAGGCAUUAGUAGUCUGGUAUGUAUAUGUAUAUGUGUGUAUUGUGUCCUUGUGUUUGACAAAAUAUUUGUGUCAAACUAUAGCCGUAUACACUAUAUAGGAAAAGCAAAGUGGAUUCAAUAAGAACUUUUCAAAUCAGAUACAAAUUUUCAUACACCAUUUUAUGGGAGUGAAAUAUCCACUUUGCUAUCUAAUAUAAUAAAUCUAAUAACUAAAAGGAAUAUAAUAAUCCAUAAUCGCAAACUUAAGACGUUAGAUUGAACUUGACACUGAACUGAGUUUUCAUGUCGAGUAAGUGAGCUGAGAAUGGUACUGCUUUAAUACAUUUCUAGAACAACAGACUUACUUAAUGUUUUUAUAGAAAGAUUUCGAUAAUCAUGUUUAAGUAAUCAAAUAUUUAGGCAUACAAAAAUGUGUUUAUUAUUGUUUGUAUAGCUAUAAAAGGUUUCAAUGACAAAUAAAGAUCUACAUCAUUAGAACAAGCACAAUUUUGCACAAAAUCAUAGGAAUGUAUAAUUUUGCGAUAGUAAAAAUAGGUGUGGUAUCCUAUUCGAUUUUUAUUUGUUUUGUUUUACUAGAUAGAACACCUAAAAAUUGAACGUAUCUUUAACUUAAUUCUGUUUUUGAUUAAAAUAUUUCUUUUAUCUUCUAUGGGCUAAGUUUAAGUUUUUGGCUCAAUUUGGGAUCUACCCUACAAGCAGACUUUUUUAAAAGCUUUUUUUGAUUUUGAUAUUUUAUUAUUAUGUAGGUAUCUAUGCAUAUUUCAUUAGCACAACUCAGGCAAGUAUUAAUUUUUUUUUUUUUCCAUUAUACAUAUUCAUGUGUGUCAUCAUUGCGAUUAUUAAUUGUGUAUCGAUAUCCAUGAAUUCCAUGAUAAAUCAGUAUUUGAAUUAUGUACCAUUAGCAAUCUAAACAUUUAUGAGAGGCAUGUCACUGAGAUUAUACAGGGUGGCUAAAAGUUUAGAAAAAAAAAAGAUAUUGUUAGUCAGGUAUGGUUGUCCGCGUUUUUAUAUUUAAUGUCAAUGAAAAGGAAACUCUAUUAUUAUUGCUAAAAAGGCGGUUUUCAAUGAUUUUGUAAAUACAUUUUUUGUAGUUAAUUAGUUUAGUUAUUACUUUAUUCCAAGAAAGUUUGAUCUUUAUAAGUAUCUAGUUGUUUUGUUUGAGGAUUAUUGAUUUUAACUAUUAUUAUAAUAAAAAUGUAGAAUUAACCGUU
Molecule: messenger RNA, 8364 nt
Organism: Ceutorhynchus assimilis (cabbage seed weevil)
Lineage: Eukaryota; Metazoa; Arthropoda; Insecta; Coleoptera; Curculionidae
Source: the annotation of a GenBank genome assembly